AUCAAACAGUAUCUAAAGCUGUGUUGGCUUUGGGCUUUAGUUUUCAGUGUAGAAAAUUUUGAAAACCGAAGAGAGAAGUGAGAGAUUUUUUGGGGACUGACAGCCCUUUCAAGUUCAAAGCUUUGUUGAAGGAAUUUUUUCUUUCAUUUUCGCUAUUCUUUUUGCAAAAUUAAUGGCUACUGAAGAGGUCAAUAACCCUCCCUCACUUCCUUCUUACCCACAGCUAAUUAUUAAUGCCAUAGAAGCAUUAAACGACAAGAAUGGUUCAAACAAGACCUCAAUAUCCAAAUACAUAGAGUCCAAGUACGGAGAUUUGGCUGCUGGCCAUUCCACUCUCCUUUCUCACCACCUUAAUAUAAUGAAAGAAAGUGGGGAACUUGUGUUUUGGAAAAACAAUUACAUGAAAGCUGAUCCGAACGCUCCACCAAGGCGUGGCCGUGGUAGGCCUCCAAAACCCAAGGUCCCAUUGCCACCUGGUAUGGUUUUAAGCUCUGCAAGGCCUAGGGGCCGCCCUCCUAAGAACCCCAAUGCUCCCCUUAGGUUCCCCAAGCCUUCUGGGAGUGGGAAACCACGUGGAAGGCCAAGGAAGAUGGCUCGACCCGAAGGGGGAAUAGCUGCCAGCUCCACAACUAUGAUGUCGGCCUCCGUUAGGCCUAGGGGACGUCCGCCUAAGGUGAAGACUUCCGCAUUCACUGAAGUCAGUGUUGGACAUUAAACAGUAUUCUCUUCAACGGUUUUUAACUUGUAGUGGUGAUUUACUAUUUACUUUAUGUUUAUUUGUUUGUUUUGUUGUAGAAUUUGCACGGUGUUUGUUAGUUUGAUAAUCGUGUGUGUUUUUAAGUGUCUUCUAGAAAAUUUAAUGUAGUUGUACUUGAGGCUUUGUACUUUUUUCUUCUUCUUUAUUUCUUUUAAAUUGAAAGUCCUUCUAAAAAGGAUGAGUUUGACGACCA
This is a messenger RNA of Gossypium raimondii (Peruvian cotton), 950 nucleotides long. RefSeq names its product HMG-Y-related protein A. NCBI's taxonomy places the organism in Eukaryota, Viridiplantae, Streptophyta, Magnoliopsida, Malvales, Malvaceae. The coding region runs from base 173 to 715 and encodes 180 amino acids. Gene Ontology annotation, cellular component: nucleosome; nucleolus; chromatin. Gene Ontology annotation, molecular function: double-stranded DNA binding; nucleosomal DNA binding. The record is from RefSeq and is a predicted model, not a curated record. Gene Ontology annotation, biological process: chromosome condensation; nucleosome assembly; regulation of DNA-templated transcription. The transcript is spliced from 2 exons.